Molecule: messenger RNA, 1517 nt
Organism: Rubroshorea leprosula
Lineage: Eukaryota; Viridiplantae; Streptophyta; Magnoliopsida; Malvales; Dipterocarpaceae
Source: the annotation of a GenBank genome assembly
CAAAGAUAACCUUUUUUUUCAGGAAACAAACGCUUACUCUGUUUUCCCCAUCAAUAAAAUAACACAUUGUUUACAGUAGUUUUCUGCCUUUCCCAGUUGCGUGUCACCACACCCAAACCCGGACAAAGAUCUCAUUGCUUUCUCACUCAUGACAGUUGUCCCUAAUUAAACAAAUUAUUAAUUCCUUCUCUAGAAUUUUUUUUUUUUUUUCUUUUGAGAGUAUAAGUUAUUAUUAUCUUGCUAAGCCACACUUACUCUGUUCCGGUAGCUUAGCUUUAGCUUGGUGGGUUCCUGGUUCCAUGGAGUUCUUCACUAGAUUCCACUACUUGGUUUCAAUUUUUCUUCUAUUUUCAGGGGAUAUGUUUCCAAUUAUGGUAUACUCAAUUGGGAUUAACUACGGCCAGAUAGCCAACAAUUUGCCGCCACCGGAGAACGUAGUGCCGCUGGUUAAGUCAAUCGGCGCCACAAAAGUGAAGCUCUAUGACGCAGAUCCGCGGGUUCUUAAAGCAUUUGCUAACACCGGAGUGGAAUUCAUAGUGGCUUUGGGCAAUCAAUACCUGGACAAGAUGCAAGAUCCGAGCAAAGCCCAAGCUUGGGUGAAACAGAACGUGCAGGCGUACUUACCGGCGACCAAGAUCACUUGUAUCACGGUGGGUAACGAGGUACUAACCUUCAAUGACACCUCCCUCAGCGACAACCUCCUUCCCGCAAUGCAGAGCAUCCACACGGCGCUGGUGAAUCUCGGCCUCGAUAAGCAAGUCACCGUCACGACGGCUCACUCGCUAGCCGUUCUCGGAACAUCCUACCCGCCGUCCUCCGGAGUUUUUAGGAAAGAUCUAGUGGGGUGCAUUACCCCAACGUUGGACUUCCACGUCAAAACGGGCUCGCCGUUCCUGAUCAAUGCGUACCCAUACUUUGCGUACAAGGGAAAUCCAAAGCAGGUAGCCCUGGAUUUCGUCCUCUUCCAACCGAACCAAGGAGUCGUCGAUCCGGUGACCAAUUUGCGGUACGACAACAUGCUACACGCCCAAAUCGACGCCGUUUACUCUGCUCUGUCUUCGCUGGGUUACAAAAACCUCACGGUCCACAUAUCGGAGACUGGAUGGCCGUCGAAGGGAGACCCAGAUGAAUCCGGUGCGACGCUGGAAAAUGCCAAGAAAUACAACGGGAAUUUGAUGAAAUUGAUGUCGAACAAAACGGGAACUCCAAUGAAACCCAAUUUGGAUCUGAACAUCUAUGUUUUCGCACUGUUUAACGAAAACAUGAAGCCGGGACCUACUUCGGAGAGGAAUUACGGGUUGUUUAAGCCAGACGGAACACCAGCAUACAACCUCGGGAUUAGCACGGCCAGUGUCCUCGGGAGCAACACCACCGUCGGUUCGAGCAGCGGAAAUUCCGAAACCCCACCGUCCUCCCAAUCAGGGUCUUCCACUGCGGGCUAUUUGUCUAUCUCUGCUGCAGCGGUAAGUUUUGGAUAAUUUAGUUUAUUAUUAAUAUUAGUACUAUUUAACUAGAGU